AAUCUUUUUUUUUAUUUAACGUUAUAUAAAAUGUCUCGGUUGGAUCUGUUGGUGUUCGGUGCCACAGGCUUCAGUGGUAAAAUAGUGGUGGAGAACAUUAUGAGGAUAUGUAGAGACCCUCAGUAUUCUGACCUCACGUGGGGGUUAGCUGGGAGAUCCCUGGAGAAGCUGCAGGGUGUACUGCAGGAGUUGAAAGAUGCAGACACGGACCUAUCCUCAAUCCCGCUGCUGGAGGCCGACGUGUCGGACCCGGGGUCUCUGCUGGCGGCGGCGGGGCGGGCGCGGGUGCUGCUCAACUGCACGGGGCCCUACACCUUGCUGGGCGCGCCGGUGGUCAGGGCGUGCAUCGCUGCGCGGACGCACUAUGUGGAUAUUACUGCUGAACUGCAUUUCAUGCUGCAGACAUACCGCAGCUUCGACUCCCCAGCACGGGAGGCGGGCGUGCUGGUGGUGCCGGCGUGCGGGUUCGGCUCCGUGCCCGCCGCGCUGGGGCUGAUGCAUCUGGAGCACCAGUUCCAAGGAACCCUCCACUCAGCGCACUGCUACACGGCGCUGGACAUAGCGAAGCGGCUGCUGCUCCCGGGACCGGGCAAGACGCUGGUGCACUACGGGACCUGGGCCUCGCUGGUGCACGAGCUGAAGAACUACCGAGAGUACUCGCGGCUCAAGCGGGAGACCUUCCCGGAGGAUGUGUAUGAACCAGCUCUGGAGCCAAAACGGUCAUUCUUCCACAAGCACAAAGGCAAAUGCUGGUUCCCAUACCCGGGCCCCGACCAGGACGUCAUAGAGAUGUCGCAGAGACACCUCCACGAGCACCGCAAGAAGCCGGCGGUCCGAUGCAGCAUCUACACCACCAUGCCGGCUUUCUACCACCUGCUUCUGCUGAUCCCCGCCUUCAUGUUCUACUAUUACAUGAGCUUCCUAGCCUGCUUCAGAUAUCUACUCAUGAAAUACCCAAGGCUUUUCACCCUGGGAUACAUGUCCCAUAAAGGCCCCUCGAAACGGAAUAGGAAUGACACGAAGUUCAGCUUCGUUUUCACUGGCAAAGGAUGGGCGGAGAAGCCCAAAGUGGAUGAGAAAAAGAAAGUGGAACCGUUUAACAAGACUGUCUGUGUUAAGGUGUCUGGUGUGGACGCGUACGCCACAACUGCAGUGGCGAUGGUUCUUUCAGCUAUAACAGUUCUCAAGGAUCAAGAUAAAAUGCCUAAAGGUGGAGUGGUGCCGCUCGGAGCAGCAUUCUUCGACACAUCUCUGGUAGAAAGACUAAACCACUACGGAUUAAAGUUUGAAGUUGUAGACGAGGAAUCCGUAAAAUUCUAGCUAUUAAAUUAAUUUAGUCAAAUCUGUGAUGGGAUAGUAACUAUGUU
Messenger RNA from Plutella xylostella (diamondback moth), 1367 nucleotides. Its product is annotated as saccharopine dehydrogenase-like oxidoreductase. Gene Ontology annotation, cellular component: plasma membrane; lipid droplet; mitochondrion. Gene Ontology annotation, biological process: glycolipid biosynthetic process. NCBI's taxonomy places the organism in Eukaryota, Metazoa, Arthropoda, Insecta, Lepidoptera, Plutellidae. The record is from RefSeq and is a predicted model, not a curated record.